GAUGCAGGCUGGCAUUUGCUCCUGCUUCUGAGGGAGGAGAGCAGAUCAACUCUGCAGGCCCCUUUCCAAAAGCUCAUUCAGAACAGACCCCUGCCUGCAGGCUCCCAGCAUCCCAGCUCCCUGGCUAUCCCCAGGGACCACUGGCAGCAGACCAGGCCUCAUGAAAACCUCAAAGGCAUCCCAGCGCUACAGAAGCAUCCGGAGAAACGCCAGCCAGUGCUACCUCUACCAGGACUCUCUGCUGCUUGGUAACUCGGAUGACAGUUUUAAUGCUGAUGAAACGGGGGACAGCAAUGAUCCGGAACAAAUCUUCCAGAAUAUACAGUUCCAGAAAGAUCUCAUGGCAAAUAUCCGCUGCAGACCCUGGACCAUGGGACAGAAGCUGCGGGCACUGAGACGAGCAAAGGAGAUUGUACUGAAGUUUGAAGGGAGGUUGACUAGGACCCGAGGCUACCAAGCAGCAGGAGCAGAGCUCUGGCGGAAAUUCGCCCGUUUGGCCUGUAACUUUGUGGUCAUCUUCAUUCCCUGGGAAAUGAGGAUAAAGAAAAUUGAGAGUCACUUCGGAUCUGGCGUGGCCUCCUACUUCAUCUUCCUGAGGUGGUUGUUCGGAAUUAACAUAGUGCUCACGAUGAUGACAGGUGCCUUUGUUGUCAUUCCUGAGCUGAUCGCAGGCCAGCCCUUUGGAAGUACAGCCAGCAAGACCAUCCCCCAGGAGCAGGUCAUGUCUGCACAGGAUCUGGACACUGUCUGGUCCCUGGGGGGUUACCUUCAGUACUCUGUCCUGUUCUACGGGUACUACGGAAGAGAGAGGAGGAUUGGGAGAGCCGGCUACCGCCUGCCCUUGGCAUAUUUCCUGGUGGGGAUGGCAGUGUUUGCUUACAGCUUCAUCAUUCUCUUAAAAAAAAUGGCUAAGAACUCCCGUACCAGCCUGGCCAGUGCUUCCAACGAAAACUACACCUUCUGCUGGAGGGUAUUUUGUGCCUGGGAUUACCUCAUUGGGAACCCCGAGGCUGCAGAGAGCAAAACAGCCGCCAUUGUGAACAGCAUUAAGGAGGCCAUACUGGAAGAGCAAGAAAAGAAAAAAAACAAAAACAUGGCGGUGACUGUCUGCCUGAGAAUCAUCGCCAACAUCCUGGUGCUCCUGUCGCUGGCUGGGAGCAUCUAUCUCAUCUACUUUGUGGUAGACAGGUCCCAGAAGCUGGAGCAGUCGAAGAAGGAGCUGACACUUUGGGAGAAGAAUGAGGUGAGUGUGGUGGUCUCCCUUGUCACCAUGCUAGCACCGUCUGCCUUUGACCUCAUCGCUGCCUUGGAGAUGUACCACCCACGGACAACGCUGCGCUUCCAGCUAGCAAGGGUCCUGGUGCUGUACCUAGGAAAUCUCUACAGCUUGAUCAUUGCUCUUCUGGACAAAGUGAACAGCAUGAACAUUGAGGAAGCUGCCACCAAAAACAUCACAAGCCUUUGGGCAGAUCCUUCCACCUUCUCUGGCACCAGAACAGUGCCUGAAGAAGGGCAAUGGCCCACACCUGGGGCGGGAGUGGAGCUCCGGAGAAACACCAGCACGUGGGGCUUGGAAGAGACAAGCAUUCUGACUACUGUGAUGCCACACACGAAGGCCAACAAGACAGUGCCCUACAUGCAGGGACCGCAAGGACAGUGCUGGGAGACGUAUGUUGGCCAGGAGAUGCUAAAGCUGUCUGUCAUUGACAUGCUCUUCACGGUGGCCAGCAUCCUCCUCAUAGACUUCUUCCGAGGACUUUUCGUUCGCUACCUAAGUGACUAUUGGUGUUGGGACCUUGAAAGCAAGUUUCCUGAGUAUGGGGAAUUCAAGAUUGCUGAGAAUGUGCUGCACCUAGUCUACAAUCAAGGCAUGAUUUGGAUGGGGGCCUUCUUCUCCCCAUGUCUACCAGCCUUCAAUGUUCUCAAGCUCAUUGGGCUGAUGUACCUGAGGAGCUGGGCUGUGCUGACCUGCAACGUACCCCACCAGCAAGUGUUUCGAGCCUCCAGAUCCAACAACUUCUACCUGGCAAUGCUCCUAUUCAUGCUGUUUCUCUGCAUGCUGCCAACCAUCUUUGCUAUUGUCCACUACAAGCCAUCUCUGAACUGUGGCCCCUUCAGUGGACAAGAGAAGAUCUAUGACAUCGUGUCAGAGACGAUAGAGAAUGACUUCCCCGCAUGGUUUCACGUUGUGGUUGGACACAUCAGCAGCCCUGUGGUGAUACUUCCAGCCGUACUACUUCUGUUCAUGCUCAUCUACUACCUUCAGAGCAUCGCAAGAUCACUGAAGCUCAGCAGCCAGCAACUCAGGAUGCAGAUCCAAAACGCAAGAGCUGAAGAUAAGAAAAAGGUUGCCCAAAUGGUAGAGGUGCUGGCCUCACCUAGUGAUGCCACCCAGGCAGGCCUAGCCACUGAAGCAGAUCAGAAUAAAGACCCAAAGCCACAGACUCUCCAAGCUCGAAUCCAAACCCAUGAAGAGAGCACCAAGAGACUUCUAAAGGAUGGUGACCUCAUCAGCCAGCUGUCGUCAGCAUACAUGGCAACAUCCCAAAACAAUGGCAACAUGGUCAACUUUGACUCGUUGAGUAGCAAGAGCCUCAGGAUGGAGACGGUCACCAGGUCCCUGCCCCAGAGUCCUGGGCAAGGGUCCAGGGGCCUCUGCUCUCCUCUUCCAGGUGGAUCUAGAUCAAGGCCAGAGCAGGAUGCCAGUAGGUAUCCACAUGGGUCAUGUGCCAGCACAGGCAACCUCCACAAGAACAGAUCCUACACAUCUGUGACACAGACACAGCCCCUCAAGGAUGUUCGCUCAGAGCCUCUUUCCCGAAAAGACUUUCAGCCAAUCAGACCUCGCUUCUGUGGACCCAGGGUCUCUGCCUUGGUGACGCCUGGCCACAGACUCCGCGCUCCCAGAUACUAUGUUGUGAAUGAACGGGACUGUCACAAAAAGACCCAGCCGACUUUCUGGCCAGAAAGACAUUUCAAGAUAGAUGCUUUAGGUGACAUUGUAGAGCUGUACCCCAGGAAUGUGCAGCAGUAUGUGUCCUGGGCCCCCCACAAGCCUUGCUCACCACAACUGAGUGAAGAAGAGGAGGAGAUGCUGAGGACAGAUUUGGUCCAAUGGUCCAUCCCCCCUGGCUCCUUGACAGACCUCCCUCGGCCUUCUCGUUUUCACACCGUUGACAGAUCAGAAAGUGACACCAGAGACCCUGAGUACCAGCCAAGGAUGUACUACAGGUCUGGGGACAAUAGUUUUGGGGGCCAGCCUGAGAAGCCCACAUUUGUUCACAAAAAGCCACGAUCCAGGAAUGUCCAGUACCCACAGCAUCCUCCAAAAACCAGGGUCAAAACCAAGUUCGAGCCAUCCUUCACGGAAUCUGAUUCUGUGUCAGCAGCAUCCAGCAGUGACCAGCAGAACAGCAACAAUGACCAACACCUGCAGGUCAUGUCCAGCCAGGGCAGAUUCCCGGGGUCUGCCAGCCAGCUGGGCAGAAGGAAGACAAAGUCCAGGCAGGCGCUGCCCACAGAUCUAAAUGACCUAAUUUGUUCAAAUGUCUAAGCUUCUUUCAGUUCCCUUCCUAAAGACUGGACCUCUUUGGAAGAGUUGGGAGCACACAGUCCCACGCUUUCUGGAAGAGAAACCUGCUCUGGGGAUGUUAGAGAUGUGGAGCUUUUACAGGCUUAUGUUAUGUGCCACUGCUGUCUGAAGCUCUGAGACCCUGGGGCUGUCACUUCCCAUUCACAGCAGUGGUGUGUGAGUGGCAAUUCCUGGUGUUUCUUUAUGCCCAGCACAUACAUCACCACAUCAGCCUGUCCUUUCAAGAAAACAUCAGGCCUUUGAUUCCAUUCAGGGUGGUUGGCCAUGCUCACCAGCAAGCUAGACCAGGACUGCAAAAACCAACCUCGACACUCUGUUUCUCUUCAAUGAUAUGAGUGAGUGCUUUGCACUGUGGUGUUUGAACAUACAAGUAUUGAAACUCUGUAGUGAGCACCCAAACUCAGGCGGCCACCCUCGACGUGUUCACAGUAUUUAGUUGAUGAGGACUAAUAUAUCAGUUUAGUAGUGGCCAGUGUAGUACACUGCAAGCUUAUUUAACUCUGUAUUCAUCAGGACACAGAUUAGACAUGACCCCAAAUUUACACCUGCGGUUUCCUGGUUCACUUCACUGAGAAGGAUGGGGAUUGAGACUCAGUACCACGCUCAGCUGGAACCAAGGUUCAACCAUCCCCAAGAACACCUGUCUUCUCAGCUCUUGGCUGUUUCUGUGUUUGCUGGCCUUGUUCUCUCCCACGGCCAAUCGUCCUCCAGGUAGGAGGUGAAGAAUUCACAGCCACAGAGAUGCCAGGCUUCUACCCUCCACGCCAUAGGGCCAAAGGAAAAGAGCAGAGCGGACAUUACCUCCUUCCCACUGUGUCUGCUCUCGAGAAGUGGUUCUCUGGAUCCUCUGGCUGGCCUUGUGCAGGGCUUGGCAGCUCUGCAUGCUCUACCCCAUGGUAACCAGCUUUUUAGAAGCUCUGACUUCUAACAUUUCUGUCUCCUCUACUAUACUCUGAGUGCCUAUGGAGCAAAAAUGGCACCAUGGUUCGACAGUCCCAGUAACGGAUAGACAAUAGAUACCACGUGUGUUUUCCAGCACUGUCUCGAUUGGAAUAACAGUGGGGACUCUCCCCAAAUUGAAAUUCUCUGGAAACAGAGAGCAUCGCAUUGACGAUAUAAUAGCAUUGUAAGCCAUGGGCAUAUGCAAAAAUCUGGAGCAAGGAAAAGGUUUCACAAGCAAAUGAACUUUGCAUCAGCUGUUUCAGUCAGCUCCCCGUGUCGGGAAGAUCAACAGAGAGGGUGGCACCAGCCCAAGGUCAGAGGGGGUGUCCUUGCAGAGGUACUGUCUGUACAAAAUUGGGGUGGCCUUAGGGCCAGGUUGUGGUCUGGCCAAAUUUUGCGGUCAUAGUCUGUUAUCCAGAGCACAUGUACCAAUCUUCCCACUUAACAAGCCUCAUGCUUCAUUUACUUUCUUGUCAGGGCUCGGACACAAGCAACCCCAUCUUGAUUUUUCUGAUUUCCACCCCUGAGUGAAGAAGAGGAGGAGAUGCUGAGGACAGAUUUGGUCCAAUGGUCCAUCCCCCCUGGCUCAUGUUCCCUCCUCCCCUUGCCACACAGGUAUUUCACAAUACCAAACUGAGUGGCUUGAUGGGAUGCCCACUCACCAUCCUGCAGUUCCCAUGGCUUAGGAGCGCAGACACAGCCGAGUCUCCUCAGACAGCAACUGAGGGAGGCAUCCGCAAGAAUUGACAUCUCAUCAAAGACCCCAGGCCCUCCCUCUUCCAGUCUCACACGACUCUUGGUCAGAUGUCCAGUCCUUGAUGUUCUAGAAGCUUCCUGCCUGUCCCGGCUGCACAACACUCUACACAGCAUGGCUGAUGGACCUGCACUGGCAGCUGAGUGUGGCUAUCUGGCUUUCAGUCCCUUUUGGCAGGGAAGACGUGAGCCCUCUUUCAAUAAGCCCCUUGAGUAGGCCAGGGCCACCCAGAAAACCCUUCCUUCUGAUUCCUAAAAGUUGGCUCAUGGGAGACCUUAAUCACAACAUCAAAAUCACUUCACCUUUACUGUAUAUCAUAACCCAGCCAUGGGGUGAAAUUUCAUACUAUUCAGGAUGUUCCACAAGCCACCCAUUCCAUGGAAACAGGAAUCCUGGAGGUCUGCACAAAUGUUUAAUACCUGGCUAGAUGUAAAUGGAUGGAUGAAUUAAUGAGUAGACCAUACUAAUAACUGAAUCACAUAUGCCAAGGCAGCUGGAUUAGAGGCCAAGAUAACUCCCAAUUCUAACCAGGAAAGUUUAUAUAAAUAUUGCCAUUUGCAAAGUCCACACAGAUACUCCCCCUCACAGAACUCCUGGGGAGGAGUGCACAGGUUUUCAAAUGCUAUGCCAUGUUGCCUCUAGGAUCGAUGGUCCAGACUUAGUGUUCUGCAGUCUCUGGGAUGUCCUUUAGUGACAGAGUUACCCACAGCAGUGCCAUAGUGAGGAGGCCUCCUACCCCAGAUUCUGGGGUUAGGGCUGAGACCUGGAGUUCCCUGGGACAUGGAAUUAGGUUAGGAAAAUCAGACCUACCUCCAGACACCUGCAGGAGCAGCAGCCUGUUGGCAAGGGGAGGAGGGAACAUGAGCAGACCUUGGAGCAUUCCAAGAAAGCAGAGUCAUCUAGUCACAUACUCAGGGCUGAAGUGUGAGUUCAGAGCAGGCGUAUACGGCUCCUUGUAUGGGGUGAUUCCCACUUAGAGAACUUUAGGACACACAAUAAUACACAAGCGAGUGUGAUGAGCACCUGCAUUCCCCUUGUGAGGGUCAGCAAUGGUUUGUAUUUUGUUUCCAUGGAGUCCUUUAUUCUUAGAAAUAAAGAAAACACUAUAGAGCUGACUUGGAAGACUGAUGCAGAAGGCCUGAACCACAAGUUCAAGGUCAGCCUGAGCUACAUGGUGCCAGGCUAGGUUGGACUACACAAGAAUGCUCAGGAGAGAGAGAGAAGGGGGAAAGAGAGAGAAAGAAUCAGAUUAUUCUUUAGCCUCAUACUAGAAGUCCUUCCUUUUACACUGUCAUGAACUCAGUGUAUAUCCAAUCAGUAGACUGUCAUAUUUAUAGACAUUGUAUGUGUGAAUAUAUGUAUAUAAGCAUCUUUAGCAAUAUAUGUCUUAAGUCAAUGCUAUUAUCCUAGAUCUAUCACUAUAUUUAUUUGUCUUUUGAAAUCUAUUGCAGAAAUAUACACAGAUGAAACUCCCUAUGACAUAUGUUUAGUAUUUCAUUAUUUGAAUA
This is a messenger RNA of Peromyscus leucopus (white-footed mouse), 6796 nucleotides long. RefSeq names its product transmembrane channel like 3 (gene Tmc3). NCBI's taxonomy places the organism in Eukaryota, Metazoa, Chordata, Mammalia, Rodentia, Cricetidae. The record is from RefSeq and is a predicted model, not a curated record. Gene Ontology annotation, cellular component: plasma membrane. Gene Ontology annotation, molecular function: mechanosensitive monoatomic ion channel activity.